CUCGAGCUGAAAUUAGUACCAAUAAUGAAUCAAGUCUCGUCACUCAUUGGCGCAAUUAAACACAUCGAAACUAAACAAGCGUAAUUCAUUGUAUUCGCUCGCAACUGAACGCACGUCUUUAUUGCAUACAGGUAUGUAAUGUAUACAAUGAUCAGGGCCCGGAAUUAUAUACAUUUACAUGUUUUAUUUUAGACAAUCCAAAAAGUGGCUGGAUAAGCAACAAGUUUGAAUUAAGGUCAAUAGAACUGAAAUACAAAAUUUUAUUUUGGGUAUAUUUUACAAUUUUUUAACAUUUAAUGCACGAUUUUUCAUCGCAUACAAAUGGUUUUUAAAUGCAUAAUAUGUAAUAUUUUGGUUAUAUUCAUAUUAAUUUCAAAAUAGUAGUAUAAAUAGUAAAAAUAUACAUAACAUAACAUAACGGAAAUCCACUAUAGUUAGGUAGGUGCCUAUAUUAUGUAUAUAUAUUGUAUAUCUGAUGUUUACCACGGCUGUAUGUCUACAGUAAAUCUAUCAAAAGAUUAUACCUACAAGCGUUAACCAAUAUUAUUAUCUCAAUGUUAGUGUUAUUUUUUUAAAUGAUGUUUUACUAUUUUUGGACUAUAGUAUAAUACACCCAUAUAAUAAAUUAUAUAAUUAUAUUAACAUUUAAUAGACAAUUUUGUAUUUUCGGACUUUCUGUCCAACUUUUUUUAAAACGGACUUUUUGAUUGAUUACCCUAAAUCGUACAGUAGUAUACAAUAUGUUUGAUUUGCAGUCACUACACAUAUAGUGUUAACAACUCACAAUAAGAAUAACUAAUCAUGUUUAUGUAUAUUAUUAUUUAUGAGCUCUACUUUUAUACGUAUUCGGUCUAAAUAGUUUAGAAUAAUAAUACUAAUAAACACUACCUACAACUUCAACAUCAGUGACGACUGAAAUGAGAUAACCUUGACAUUUUGUCGACUAUUUCAAGUUUUUUAUCAAAUGUACGAUUUGCCGACUAAUAAAAACAUCUUGGGGGCAGACACCCCCUACCCCCCACGUUCGGAACGCUCCUGCGUACAAUAUGCAGUUUGAUUAUAGAAAAAUUGUAUUAUAGAUAAAACAUUAUAAUUAGGGAUUCGGGGAUAUUUUUGUACAAUUUAUUAUUAUAUGGUCUAGGUCUUAUUAGCGGUGACGCCGCCUAAUGAUCGCAUAAUCGCGUUUUCGCACUCGUAGGCGCAUGGCACAAAUUUAAUUAAUAAUAUUCUGUUAUUUUUCGAAUAGAAACAUGCCUCGGUUGUGACAAAAUUGUGAUACUUGGGCUCGUGCGAUUUUAAUUCUGUAAAAAUCCUAACAUUUCUUAUCAUCUCCUCUAGAGAACGGUCGAGACAUUUUUUAAAAAAAUGAAUUAAUUCAAUAGAUAUGACAUGAACAAAAAUGUUGUAAAAACUGAAAUUUGUAUAACAUUAUAGUAUUGUCGAAAUUUCGAAUCAUAAAAAAGUGCUCCUUUCGUUCUCUAAAGGAGAUAUUAAGAAAUAUUAUUUUUACAGAAUUAAUAUUGGACGAUCCAAAGUCUCACAAUUUUGUCAGACCGGAAAGUCUAAAAACUAUUUUUUCCGAGCUACUAAAACCACCUAAUAUUAUAUUUUAAUUGAAGUUCCUUAAUAUUAUCAUUAAUUAUUAAUUCAUUACAAGUUUUGUUUUAGUAUUAUAUAGAAAAAAGUGUUUAAUAAUAUUUAGAAACCUCUUUUAUUUAUUUUUUAACCGUAAGAAUAUUAUAUUAUUUAUUGGUUUUAUUUUAUUUAUCAUUUCAGAAAUCUUCUAUAAGGAGAGCAUCCAAUCCACCACUCAAUUCUAUACCAGCUGUUAUGUCACCCACACAAGAAUAUACAGUUACAUCACAAGUUGCUCUUACUUAUGGAAGAAAUUCCGGUGAUGUGUCUGCCGAUUUAUUGGUAUCUAUUUAAUUUUCUCAUAACCUUAUUAAAUAACAUUCCAAUAUAUUUAUAUAAUUAUAUUAGUAUUAAUUUUCAAUAAAAAUUAGGCUAGACAUACAUAUUAGGCUAGGAUACAUAUUAUAAUAUACACAACUUUUUAAUUUUAAAUUUAUAAGUAAAUAGCUUUUCAUUGUCAUAAAUACAUUUUUUAGUAUGUGUAGGUAUUAGUAUAUAUAUAGGUUUGCAGACAUUACUGCAAACAUUACUGUCGUAUCAGUUUCGCCGACACAUCCCUUGAAUACUUCCUAUCUUUUGAUAUAAGUCAACAAAUGCAAUCAUUAAAAUAAAGAAAGUUAACGUUUCGUUUGAUUAAGCGGUAUGGUGAACAAUUGAUCAAUAACGACGAACCGUCUGAAGAAAAAGUAUGUUGCCGGGUCAAUCUAGAUUCGAACAAGCCGAUUUUUGAAGAACCAACAAUCAGAAAUGUCAUCAAUUUGAGUGAAUUAGAAAAGUACGAACAAAGAAAAAAUGGGAAAUAUAUGUCAAUAAGUUUGAGUACAUUUCAGUCUAUCAUUAAAAAAAAAGGUAUAGUAUAGGUACACUAACUACACAUACAAUAAAGGAAACCAACUGUUUAGGUUUUAAGGAGUCUCCCAUCAAGAUCAUUUUGAAAUUCCUGGGAACAGACUGCUUUAUUUCAUUUAAAGCGUGCCCGGAGCUCCUCAUUUGAAAGCAUUUUAAUCUUCCUGAGAAUUUCCUAUUUUGGUCCUUAAAUCAAUCCCCCGACUAGUGCUAAAUGUACUAUAUUAUGUAUUAUAUUUUGUAUACCUAUUAAUAAAACUCAAAAAAUAACAAAUAAUUGGUUGGUUGAUGGUAUAAAAUAUAAAAUAAUAAAGUAAAAAAAAAAUUAUUAAAAUGGUUAAUCCUCGUAAAUGAAUAUAUAAAAAAAAAGACGUCCUAGGAUAAUGGAGACGGUUGUAGCCACUGUUAUAGGUAAUUCAAUGUGUAUCUGUAUGCAACGAUAAACCAUU
Cinara cedri is the source of this 2930-nucleotide messenger RNA. The record is from the annotation of a GenBank genome assembly. NCBI's taxonomy places the organism in Eukaryota, Metazoa, Arthropoda, Insecta, Hemiptera, Aphididae.